Messenger RNA from Myxocyprinus asiaticus (Chinese sucker), 1614 nucleotides. Its product is annotated as ankyrin repeat domain-containing protein 23-like. Gene Ontology annotation, biological process: proteolysis; regulation of apoptotic process. Gene Ontology annotation, cellular component: nucleus. The record is from RefSeq and is a predicted model, not a curated record. Gene Ontology annotation, molecular function: protein binding; aspartic-type endopeptidase activity. Bases 94 to 1434 code for a protein of 446 amino acids. NCBI's taxonomy places the organism in Eukaryota, Metazoa, Chordata, Actinopteri, Cypriniformes, Catostomidae. The transcript has 10 exons.
GAUUCUUCACGAAGUCAUACUGCAUGUUUGUGCGCAUGCACCGAAAGAAGAUCGAGUUGACGCCGAACGCAACACAAACAAAGUAGAGGUGUCAUGGCGAACGCCAAGAGUCUUUAUUUUUGGUCGGAUGAGGAGACGGCAUUCAUGCUGUUGCAGCUGAAGGAGCUGGGCAUUCUUAAAUACAUAGACGGGCGUAAAACAAGGAAUGGCGAACUUUUUAGAAAUGUCGCCAAAAAGCUAGAAAAAGCGGGCUUUAUUCGAAGCCCCGAACAGAUCCGCGUACGAUGGAAGCACCUCAAACAGAGUUAUUACAGGGCAAAGAAGAUGAAUGGAGCGAGCGGGUACAAUCCAGUCAUCACGCCACAUGCGGAGAUUUUGACGGAGCUUUUGGGACAUCGAGCAUUGGCCAUAGCCGCCGUGAAUGUCGUGGACAACAGUUCACUCCUGUGCUCGGCUUCAGAAAGCAUUCAAGAGUGUACGAAGCUGGAUGGAAGUUCUGAAGAGCCAGCUUCAGUUGAGGUCAAGUGCGACACUGUUUCGGAAGACUCAUCACCAGAGAAGGCUAGCACCCCUCCACCCAGGGUUAAUAGGCCUGCUGAAUGGAGGAGGAGAAAACGACAAACGGCAGAUAUGGAAAGGUUCUUUGAACGAAUGCUGCAGAUGCAGAACUCUUGGGUCUCUGAACAGUUUCAGCAAAGCCAGGAAAGAGAGGAGCGCCUGGUAACCACUAUCUUGGAAAGCAGUAACAAAAUAGUUUCAACGAUAAUGGAGGCUAUCCACAGCCUGCAACCAUCUCCAGCAGCAACACCCCAGCCAUGUCCUCCAAGCAAUGUUGGAAUGGUCAAUGUGAAUGUUCAUGACAAAAUGGGGUUCACCCCUUUGAUGGUGGCAGCGCAGAAAGGCUUUACCAGCUUAGUGGAAAUCCUGGUGAAGCAUGGAGCUGACAUUGACAUGAGAGAUAGUGCUGGAAAAGACAGUUUAAUGCUGGCCUGUUAUGCCGGUCACCUGGAAACAGUCAAGUAUCUGCGGCAGUGUGGGGCCUCUUGGCAGUCACAAGACAUGGAUGGCUGCACUCCACUCCACUGGGCUGUAGAUGGGGGACACCAGCCUGUCAUCUCAUACAUGAUCCAGGAAGGUUGUGAGGUGGAUGUAAGGGAUAAGGUCUCUCUCUGGACUCCACUCAUGCAUGUAUCAGCCAUCAGUGGAGAUGCUGCGGUGGCCUCUAUCCUUCUCCAGGCUGGAGCUGAUGUAAAUGUCCGUGACAAGGCUGGGAAGACACCACUAAUGGUAGCUGUGCUGAAUAACCAUGAGGAACUGGUGAAGCUGCUACUCGACAGUGGGGCAGACCACCAUAUUAAGAACGAGUAUGGAGCAGGUGCAGCUGAUAUGGCAAAAGCAUUUGAGAGAGAGAACAUCAUGAACUUGUUGGAAUAAAUGAACUUGAAAGAUUCAUAUCAACUGACAUCAAACGGACAAUACCAUCUCAGAGGGAAAAAUUAUCUCUUAUCUAAUGUCAUAUUUUACAUACAUUAAAGUUUUGAGUUGUUAAAAACAACUUUUAUGUUCAUGUUACUGUGAGUGUUAAAUGAAGCAAAAUUAAAUCCAUGAUAGUGA